Molecule: messenger RNA, 6148 nt
Organism: Phyllopteryx taeniolatus (common seadragon)
Lineage: Eukaryota; Metazoa; Chordata; Actinopteri; Syngnathiformes; Syngnathidae
Gene: adamts18
Product: ADAM metallopeptidase with thrombospondin type 1 motif, 18
Exons: 24
Coding region: 66-4061 (1331 amino acids)
Biological process (GO): proteolysis; extracellular matrix organization
Cellular component (GO): extracellular matrix
Molecular function (GO): metalloendopeptidase activity
Source: RefSeq, a predicted model, not a curated record
GGGUUUCGAGUGCCUGCUCAGCUUUCCACGCGUGCUCUUGUGAUGCUGCGAGCUGAUUGGGCCAAAUGCGCACGACAGGCUCUCCCACCCGGGCUCACUCACUUGCAUUCACUCAUUCAGUCAGAGUUGGACUACCUGCGUCUCACUCACUCACUCACUCACACGAGUGGACCUCACCUGAGGGGGUCCACGAUGCGCGCGCACUGCGUGAUGAUGGCAAUAUUUGGCGCGCGUUUCGAUCUCGUGCGCACUACGAGAAGUGGCGGGGAGGUGUGAGCUCGCCUGUACCCACCACCGUCUCGACCACCACCAUGGACUGUCUGCUGCUUCUCAUUUGGACUCUACCCAUGCCGCUGGUCGGCUGCGCCCCAGGACGGCUGCUCUCCACCCUGCUGACCUGGAGCCUCACCAAGACUUUGAACACUUGCUGCACACACGCCUCCCUGCACACGGUGUCAGACGGCUACUUUUCGUCUUUCUCCUCUUCUUCCUCCAGUAGCCACGGUUUGAAUCAUGACUAUGCCUUCGCCACCCCGGUGGAGGUUGACUCUCAAGGACGGUACCUGAGCCACGAUGUGAGCCGCCGCAGUAGGAGGUCCGUGUCGCACUCCUCAUCCGUGCACUAUCGCCUCACUGUCUUUGGCCGGGACGUGCACCUGGACCUGCAGCCGUCCUUGGUGGUUGGCCCGGGCUUCACAGUGCAGACGCUGGGCUCGGGCGGCAUCACCACAGUAACCGGAGGCGAGGGGUACCAUGACUGCCUCUAUCAAGGAUUUAUCCGGAACCUGUCGUCCUCUUCGGCGGCCAUAUCGACGUGCUCGGGGCUGUCAGGUUUGAUCCGUGUGACUGAGCACGACUACUUGAUCUCGCCUCUACCUCAACAUCUGGCCAAACAUCACAACUACAGUGCGCCUGACGGUCACCAACCACACGUCAUCUACAAACGCUCAGCUGAACACGUGGUCCGCGAACGGGCCGGCGACCCUUCGGGUGUCGGUCCGUCCACGCAGCACCAGGACCACCAUCAACACCAGGAUGAUCUACAUGGGAGCACACAAAAGCAACACUUCUGUGGGCGCCGCAAGCAAUACACCCCCAAACCUCCCAUUGAGGACCCUUUUCUGACGCCAGAUGAGUUUGACACUUCUGACGACGAGGGCCCGGGAAGGCUAAAGCGGUCCCCUAUUGACUCCAACCGGGUGGGAGGUCUGAAUGUGGAGACCCUGGUGGUGGCGGACAGGAAUAUGCUGGAGAAACACGGCCGGGAGAAUGUCACCACCUAUAUCCUCACCGUCAUGAACAUGGUUUCCAGUCUUUUCAAAGAUGGCACCAUCGGGACAGACAUCAACAUUGUGGUAGUUAGCUUGUUGCUACUGGAACAGGACCCACUGGGCCUGACCAUCAAUCACCAUGCUGACCAGUCGCUCAACAGCUUCUGCCAGUGGCAGUCGGGCUUGGUGGGCAAAAGCGGUAAACGGCACGACCACGCCGUCCUCCUCACUGGACUCGACAUCUGCUCCUGGAAGAACGAGCCCUGCGACACCCUGGGUUUUGCUCCAAUCAGCGGCAUGUGCAGCAAAUACAGGAGCUGCACUAUCAACGAGGACACAGGACUGGGCUUGGCGUUCACCAUUGCUCACGAGUCCGGACACAAUUUCGGGAUGAUACAUGACGGUGAGGGUAACCCUUGUCGCAAAACCGAGGGCAACAUCAUGUCACCCACCCUUGCCGGCAACAACGGGGUGUUCUCUUGGUCCACCUGCAGCCGCCAGUACCUCAAUCGCUUCCUCGGGACGACCCAGGCGUCCUGUCUGGUGGACGAGCCCAGGCAGAUAGGUCAGUACAAAUAUCCCGAGAAGCUUCCCGGGCAGCUGUAUGAUGGAGACACACAGUGCAAGUGGCAGUUCGGCUCCAAGGCCAAGUUGUGUAGCCUUGACUUUAUUAAGGACAUCUGCAAGUCGCUGUGGUGUCACCGCACGGGCCACCGAUGCGAGACCAAGUUCAUGCCUGCCGCUGAAGGCACGAGCUGCGGCCCAGACAUGUGGUGUUUGCGUGGCCAGUGUGUCAAAUACGGGGACCACACCCCCAAGGCGGUUCACGGCCAAUGGUCAGCCUGGUCCCAAUGGUCUGAAUGUUCCAGAACGUGUGGAGGUGGGGUCAUGUACAGGGAGCGCUCCUGCAGCAGUCCAAGGCCACAGCAUAACGGCAAAUUCUGCUAUGGCCCCGGCCGCCAAAACCAGCUGUGCAACACCCGCCCGUGCCCGCACAACAGCGUGGACUUCCGGUCUCAGCAGUGUGCAGAGUACAACAACAAACCCUUCAGGGGCUGGUACUACAAGUGGAAGCCGUACACCAAAGUGGACGAUGAAGAUGUCUGUAAGCUGUACUGCACGGCUGAGGACUUUGACUUUUUCUUCGCCAUGUCCAGCAAGGUUAAAGACGGCACCUACUGCUCUGACCGCAAGGGCGAUGUUUGUAUUGACGGCGUGUGCGAGGCGGUUGGUUGCGAUCAGAUUCUGGGAUCUAAGGCCUCUCUGGAUGCGUGUGGUGUGUGCAAGGGAAGCAACUCUACGUGCAAAUUCUACAAAGGCACAUACACGCUGCAACACAGGGCUAACGAGUAUUAUUCCAUGGUAACCAUCCCCCCGGGUGCCCGGAGCAUUCGCGUGGAGGAGAUGGCGGUGUCUACCAGCUACCUGGCAGUGCGUUCUGUGAAGAGGAAGUACUACCUGACUGGCGAUUGGACGGUGGACUGGCCGGGAAAGUUCCACUUCGGAGGGGCCACAUUCAGCUACCAGCGCUCCUUCAGAAAGCCUGAGAGCUUGUACGCGGCCGGGCCCACCAAUGAGACGCUGGUGUUUGAAAUUCUCCUGCAAGGCAAGAACCCCGGCGUGGUUUGGGAGUACACACUGCCUCGCACCGAGAGGAAGCCAGACUACAGCUGGGGUGCGGUGCGCUCCGACUGUUCCGCUCCCUGUGCCGGAGGUCGCAUUUCUACCAAGGCAAUUUGCCUGCAGGACCAGAAAGUUCACGUCAACGCCACAAUGUGCAAUCCGCUCACGAGACCCACGCUGGGCUCGCACCUCUGCAAUAUGCAGCCCUGCCCUGCAUACUGGUGGACAGGAGAGUGGGCGACAUGCAGUCGUUCGUGCGGCGGAGGCCAGCAGAGCAGGACACUGCGCUGCAUGAGGAAGGUGACCUACCAGCGGGAGGAGGCGGCGGCGCACUCCCUCUGCCCUGUCGUCUCACCGGGGCAGCUGCGGCCCUGCAACACUCAGGCCUGCCCGCCUGGCUGGAACGCGGGAGCCUGGACGCAGUGCUCCAAGAGUUGCGGCCGCGGACUGAGGAAGCGAAGCGUGUUCUGCCAAAGCGGCGACCCCGGGACGGCAGCGGCGGUGGUGCCCGACAGCAUGUGCAGACAGAACCAGCGACCCAAAGCCCAGGAGAGCUGCGUCCUGCGCCGCUGCCCCAAGAACGACAGGCUCCAGUGGACGCAUACUUCCUGGGGAGAGUGCUCCAAGUCAUGCGGUCCGGGCCUCCAGAAGCGAGAGCUCCGCUGCGGGGAGAAAGAUUUCCAGGGCAGGUUUAUGGAGUUUCCCGCGAGGAGAUGCAGGAACCUUGCCAAACCCUCAGCGGAUCUCCAGCAGGGCUGCAACCGAGGACCGUGCCCCGAGCUGGCCCAAGUCCUGGCGGGCAGGACCGUCCCCAGCGCCGUGGUGUCAAGCUGGUACUCUUCUCCAUGGCAACAGUGCUCGGUGUCCUGCGGCGGGGGCGUCCAGACUCGCAACAUCCAGUGCCUGCGUCAGGGUCGUCCGGCGGCCGGCUGCCUGCCCCACCAGCGACCAGUCGCUUCGCGGGCCUGCAACACUCAGUUCUGUCCCCGCGGCGUCCCGCCACCACAGCACCAUAACCGGGUGACAGCUGCAGGGACCACACUGAGAGGCGAGCCCCCCUGCGUGGACCACUUCAGCUGGUGCCACCUGGUCCCCCAGCACGGUGUCUGCGGCCACAAGUUCUAUGGAGAUCAGUGCUGCCGGUCCUGCACCGGCAGGAGGCUCUAGAGCUCCCCCUACUGAAGAAGGAAAGGACCCGGACCAACCCUGAAGCGGACCUUUUAGAACUCAGAACACAUAGAACUGCACCCGACAGAAUGUGUGUGUCCUUCCUGGAGUACUUGACUAAUGAACUGAGUAAAGAUGUAAGAAGAGAAGAUCAACAAACUGGAAAAGUAACAUUUACCGUCUGUGGGACAUUUGAGCGCUCCUCUUUUGCUGUUAUUAGCUCGCCUCUAUCGUGUGUUUCAAGGAUCCGAUGCCUUUAUUUAACUUAUUGCGCAUGGCGUUAUAUUGUGCAGUGGAUCUGUGACGUGUAACUCACCCACAAUAGACAUUCUCCACAUGAUGACAUUUUGUAUUUUUAAUUUUUAUAAUUUAGUUUUUUUAAAAAUUUUUUAAUGAAGAAUUAUUAGCAUUUGGUGCACUUCUCCUGGUCCUGUUUUUCUGCUUCCUGUUGCUGUAGCACCACCAGGACCUUCCAUGCGUGUUGACAUGGUGGAAAACAUGCUUUUGUGUGCGCGUCUCUCCUGUAUCGCUUUGAUAAUAAUACAGCUUGUUCGAGAAGCAACCUCUUUUGGUUUUGAUUGAUGCCUUAUCGGAGGGGUCUCGAGGUGACAGUCGAGGUCCAAAAAGUUUGUUUUACUAUGAUUUUUUCAUGUCAGAACAAGAUUCUAUUGGUUAAAGAGCAAUGCACUAUGUCAAAGCAAGACCUCUUGAUUUUGAUGGUCAAACCAGAACCUAUAGUAUGACAUGUCAAUCACAGAGUGUAGUGACUGUGUUUACCAGUAAAUGAGAUUGCAUCACAGCUCCAGCAGCCACCAGCCAAGAUCGUUAUUGACUCGACUCAUCCUCCCUUUUCUGCCUCCAAACUUUUCUUUUUCAGCGACUCGCUGCCGCUGUUGUCAUUGCUCUUUAAUCAAAGCGUGCAAGCCGCUUAUUAUUUUGGGCUUCGUAAUGCGCCUGCAUACAUUUUCAAUGGGAGACAGGUCUGGACUGCUGGCAGGCCAGUCUAGUAAUCGCACUCUUUUACGAAGCCACACUAUUGUUACAUGUGCGGAAUGUGGUUUGGCAUUGUCUUGCUGAAAUAAGAAGGGGCAUCGCUGAAAAAGACGCUGCUUGGAUGGCAGGAUAUUUUGCUCCAAAACCUGUAUGUACUUUUUAGCAUUAUUGGUGCCUUUGCAGAUUUGUUACUCUUGGCAUAGGCAAUAACCCCCUACCCCCCAUACCAUCACAGAUACUGGAUUUUGAACUUUGCACUGAUAACAAUCAAGAUGGUUCUUUUUCCAUUGGGCCGGAGGACACAACGUCCAUGAUUUCCAAAAACAAUAUAAAAUGAGGACUCGUCAGACCAUAGCACACUUUUCCACUUUGUGUCAGUCCAUCUCAGAUGAGCUCGGAACCAGAGAAGCCGACGCAGUUUCUGGGUGUUGUUGAUAUAUGGUUUUUGCUUUGCAUGGUAGCGUUUUAACGACCAACUGUGUUAACUGACAAUGGUUUUCUGUAGUGUUUCAAAGUCCAUGUGUCAAUAUCCUUUACACAAUGAUGAUGGUUUUUAAUGCAGUGCUGCCUGAGGGAUCAAAGGUCAUAGGCAUUCAAUGUUGGUUUUUAUCCUUCACCAGACAUUUCGCCAGAUCCUCUGAAUCUUUUGACAUUAUGAUGGACCGUAGCUGAUGAAAUCCCUAAAUUCCUUGCAAUUGUACGUUGAGAAACAUUCUCAUGCAGUUGUUCACAAAGUGGUGACCCUUGCCCGCCUCAAUUGUGAACAUACAGUAUAAUAGCAAAUUAAAGGAAUAUGCCUUCUAGUGGCCGUAAGCAGUAUAGGGUGGACUAGCAUAACAAUCUGUGUUUAGAUGACGAAAAGGAAUGGCUUAGCAAGCAAGCUGUCUUUUGCAUUGAAGUAGCUUUAAAGCACAACUUUGCCCGGGUUUUCUAAAUACGAAAUAAGCCACAAAGUCUGCCACCUCGCACAGGCAUGUGUACAUGUCGUAUGAUCAAAGUGAUGGAUGCUCUUUCCAGUUAUUCACGAUUACUCCCAUCUUGCACAAUAGAAAUUAACGCAAUGACCUGAAAAAACCCACAGAGUCAAACAAAUA